Messenger RNA from Emys orbicularis (European pond turtle), 3058 nucleotides. Its product is annotated as complement receptor type 1-like. Gene Ontology annotation, biological process: negative regulation of complement activation, classical pathway; T cell mediated immunity. NCBI's taxonomy places the organism in Eukaryota, Metazoa, Chordata, Testudines, Emydidae. Gene Ontology annotation, cellular component: plasma membrane. The record is from RefSeq and is a predicted model, not a curated record. The transcript is spliced from 23 exons.
GGAGCGAGGAGCUGUCGCGCCCCUGAGACUCCGCUGCCGGCCCCGCCAUGGUCUCGGCUCCGCGCUGCCGGCCCGGCGCCCGGGGGCUCCUGACGCUGCUGCUGCCGCUGCCCCUGCCCGGGGCUCGCGGUCUGUGUGGGGCCCUGCCAAGGCUCAGUCGUGCCGUCCCCCGUGAUACUAGUCGCACAGAGGGCUUCCCUGUCGGCACAGAAGUGACAUACAGGUGCCGUGAUCGCUUUGUUAAAAUCCCUGGAAAGUCAGACACUGUCGUUUGCCUUUCAAACUCAGAAUGAUCAACCAUUGGAGAGUUCUGUAAUGAUGGCUGUGGUGCCAUACCAAGAUUGAAAUCUGCUGUCUUAAGUAAGGAAGAUGAGAGGAGGAAUUACAGUCCUCCUGGGACCACUGUGAGUUAUGUCUGUCAUCCAGGAUAUGAGAGGACCGAACUGAGACCUGUCAUUACUUGCCUUGAGAAUUUCACAUGGUCAGAAGCCCCUGAGUUCUGUAGAGGGAAAUCGUGUGGUGUUCCAAAAGGACCAGCACAUGGCAGAGCUGUUGAUAUAACAAAUGACCUGUAUGGUGCAAGAGUAAACAUCAUUUGUGAUGAAGGGUUCAGAUUAUGUGGGCGGACUUUCAUCCAAUGUUUGCUGAAGGGAGAUCAAGUUGAAUGGAGUCAACUUCCAACUUGUCAAGCAAUUACUUGUUCUCCUCCUCCUAAUAUUGCCAAUGGGAUGCACAAUGGUAGUCACCUGGAAAGCCUUGACUAUAACUCAUCGAUAACUUACAAAUGUGACCAUAAUUUCUCACUUACUGGAGAGGCCUCCAUUCACUGUACAACUAGAGAUAACAUCAAUGGAGUCUGGAAUGGGUCUGCCCCUGAAUGCAAAGGUCAGUGUGGGACCCUGCCAACGCUCAGUCGUGCCGUCCCCCGUGAUACUAAUCGCACAGAGGGCUUCCCUAUCCGCACAGAAGUGACAUACAGGUGCCUUGAUGGCUUUGUUAAAAUCCCUGGAAAGUCAGACACUGUAGUUUGCCUUUCAAACUCAGAGUGGUCAACCAUUGGAGAGUUUUGUAAUGGUGCCUGUGGUGCCCCACCAAGGUUAAAAUCUGCUGCCUUAAGUGCGGAAGAUGCGAAGAAGAAUUACUGUCCUCCUGGGACCACUGUGAGUUAUGUCUGUCGUCGAGGAUAUGAGAGCACCGAACUGAGACAUGUCAUUACUUGUCUUGAGAAUUCAACAUGGUCAGAAGCCCCUGAGUUCUGUAGAGGUCUGUGUGGGGCCCCGCCAACGUUCAGUCGUGCCGUCCACCAUGAUACUAGUCGCACAGAGGGCUUCCCUAUCGGCACAGAAGUGACAUACAGGUGCCGUGACGGCUUUGUUAAAAUCCCUGGACAGUCAGACACACUCGUUUGCCUUUCAAACUCUGAGUGGUCAACCAUUGGAGAGUUUUGUGGUUCUAGCUGUGGUACCACACCAAGGUUAAAAUCUGCUGUCUUAAGUAAGGAAGAUGAGAAGAAGAAUUACCAUGCUCAUGGGACCACUGUGAGUUAUGUCUGUCGUCCAGGAUAUGAGGAGACCGAACUGAGACCUGUCAUAACUUGUCUUGAGGAUUUCACAUGGUCAGAAGCCCCUGAGUUCUGUAGAGGGAAAUCGUGUGGUGUUCCAAUAGGACCAGCACAUGGCAGAGCUGUUAAUAUAGCAAAUUACCUGUAUGGUGCAAGAGUAAACAUCAUUUGUGAUGAAGGGUUCAGAUUACAUGGGCGGCCUUUCAUCCAAUGUAUGCUGAAGGGACAUCAAGUUGAAUGGAGUCAACUUCCAACUUGUGAAGCCAUAAUUACCCAGGACAAACCCACGACUGUCCCUCCCAAAGGAACAGAAGUAGCUGGUACUUCCUCAGAUUCCGCACUGAACACAAUUGGCAACUUUACUGAGCUGGAAGAUUCCGCACUGAACACAAUUGGCAACUUUACUGAGCUGGAAGUCAUAAUUACCCAGGACAAACCCACGACUGUCCCUCCCAAAGGAACAGAAGUAGCUGGUACUUCCUCAGACGUAAUUACCCAGGACAAACACACAACUGUCCCUCUCAAAGGAACAGAAGUAGCUGGUACUUCCUCAGGUUCUGCACUGAACACAGCUGGCAACUCUGCUGAGCCUGAAGGUGAAGUUUUGUUCUCUUUAGGGCCUGGCAUUCUUACACGCAUCACUAACUUCAUUGGCAUUGGGCCUUGCAUUGAUAAGUGCAUUGGCACUGGCAUCGGCAUCGUUAUUGGUGUUGCUUGUUUUGUAAUAGUUGCAUUUUGGAUUAUACAAUGCCAAAAGAAAAAAAGUUCUUACAGUGUAAAUCCGGAUUCCCCAAAGUGUCAAAUUACAACAUGAUUUCAAGAUGAGUGAAACAAAAUCUAAUUUGAUCUUCAAAGCUACACUGUAUCUACCAUGAUGCACCACAGACUCUCCCUGUGACUGAGCCACCACAGUGCAUCGUAAGACUCCCAUCAGGCAUGGACCAUGGCAAAAUAUGUAACUGGCAAAAAAGUUAACAACCUUCUUCCUAAACAGAGAUUAAUGUUAUUCUUGGCCACUGCAGCUAUCUAAAUAUCCAGAUCAAGAUCCCCAGGUUGUAAACAUGAGUAACAAAAGGUAGGCAAGUAAAAGAACUGCUGUAAAUCUCGCCACUUCUUCUGGCUGAUUCCCCCAGACUAGCUCUCCCAGGGGGCUUUUCCCCUCACGUACACACAGAUCCGUCACACUGCAGCUAGAGACAAGGAGCCGCUUCACUACCCAGCUCCCAUUCCUACCCUGAGGCCUCUCUUGCCUGGGCACUACGGGAAGCAGGAGAGUACGUGCUCCUGUCAUUCAAGACUGUAACAUCAGGUGUCUGCCCAGGCCUUCUGUUAUUAUUUAAAUAUUCUGACUAUAACAUCCCAGUAUGGUGUCAACUGUUUAAUCCCAUAUUCAUCUUAAUCUGUUGUAUUGUCUCAAACUUCAGUUUAUAUACAGAAGACCAAAUUCCUGCUCACAUCUGGAUUUAUACCCCCAAAUAAACACAAGUUUAUUAUGCU